AUGGAAAUGUACCACCUCGUGGCCGCGCUCUUCAUGGAGUCCUCCAUGGCUCUGUAUUUCGAGGGUCGAAUACGCCACAUUGCACCGCCCUUCGUGAUCGGCCUGCUGUUCAUCUCGAUUGCUAGCGCAUAUAUGUAUCUCCUGCUUGCUGUGUGGCUCAGCAUGCACGCUUCCAUCUGCUCCCACAGCCUCGGUGUGAGGCUGCUGACUCGCUUUGUUCGUCUUCCCGUGCCGGGCAUGCAGCAGAUGGGGGCUCUCAAUGCCCGCUUGGCAGACUACGAGCGACAAGGCGUGAAGAACAUGCUUCGCGUGCCUGUGGUUGGGGCCACGCAGCAGUGGGGGAAGCCAGGGCAGCGUCUUGAUGCCAUCCAGGAGGGUCAGCCGUCAGCUGGAACCGAUUUUCUUGGCGAAGGUGUGAAAGCCUUCAACAAGGACGACAACAUCCUCGGCACGGCCCAG
This is a messenger RNA of Symbiodinium necroappetens, 459 nucleotides long. The record is from the annotation of a GenBank genome assembly. NCBI's taxonomy places the organism in Eukaryota, Dinophyceae, Suessiales, Symbiodiniaceae.